GUCUGUCAUCAUCAACUUUCUUCUCGGGCACAGCUUCCCGCGGCCACAGACAGAACAGCAAGGGACCUAUUUUUAUGCCUUUUUCUAAAUUACUCCUACACUGAGUGUGUGAAGGAUGGGAACUUACUGCUUGUAUCUACAUCUGGAAGUCUUCUGGUGCACCUGUUGAUCGAGGACAUCUCAAGAAUGGACACCGUGCGUGGUCUGGAGGACAACAGGCGCUCAGAGGAGAGGAGCAGGUUGACCUGUGUCGAAUUACCUCAGAGCAGCUUCACAGACGGACAGAACUCAGACCUGCUGCAAUGUCAGGACACCGAUCAAACCGGCUGUACAGCCGAAUACAGGAGAUGUGGGUCUCGUCUGGGUGGGGUCAAAGUUCGCCACAAGAGACAGGUGCUGCAGGACAUGGCCCGACCCCUGAAACAUUGGCUGUACAAACACCGAGACAACCCGUAUCCCACCAAGACGGAGAAGGUGCUGCUGGCUCUGGGGUCACACAUGACACUCGUACAGGUUUCCAACUGGUUUGCUAAUGCCAGGCGAAGGCUCAAGAACACAGUGAGACAGCCAGACCUGAGCUGGGCCCUGAGGAUCAAACUUUAUAAUAAAUACAUCCAGGGAAACGCUGAAAGGCUGAGCGUGUGCAGUGACGACACCGACUCAGAUGAUGAAGAGUGUCCCUUACAAACUCCCAUCAGCCAGUCAAACUAUGGCAGGUCGUCCUCCCACAAGAGCGUGCUUGAGAAACAGGGCAGCGUCCUCGCCAUGGCGGACUCCCUCAACAGUGACGACAGCACGUCGCCCCCGUCAAAAUACAAGAGCGGUUUACUGAACCGGUAUCUAAACGACACCCUGCGGCACAUGAUGGCAGCGAAGGCUGAUGGCGUCACCUCUUCCCGCAAGAGGAGGAGUCACUCCGGGUCGUUCAGCUCCAACGAAUGUGAUCGAAGUGUCGUGUCCCCGGCGUCGUCCUUUGAGACUGAGACAAACUUUGUCUACCACAUGGAUACAAUGGACUAUACGCCAACUAACUGUGACAGGGACCAGCAGCAGGAGCGCGGCCAGCAGAGACGAGACGACCAAGGCUGGAGGGAGAUCCACGCCGCUGUGGCUCUGACCAACUUGGCCCAAGGGCAGAGCCACGCGGGCGACCGAGGCAGCGCUACAGUGCCAAUCGCUGCCAAAGGGCAGAGCUGCACCCGGGAGCCCUUCUCUAUAGCGAGGACAACUAUCAUGGACAGGACAUGUGUUGCAGGCGCCCCCUCUUCUCUGAGGCAGAGCUGCACCACAGGGCCCAUUCUCACCAGCCGCAUUAUCCAGAGGUCCUCUCAUAUCGCGGAGGUCCAGACUGUCAAAAUGACCCUGGCAAACAGAGUGUAGGCCUUAAACGUCAGCGCCUGGUCCAAAGACACUGCUCCAUAUAGGAAUACCAGAUGCUUAAGUGCCUUGGAAUAAAUGUACAGCCCCUGUUA
Pleuronectes platessa (European plaice) is the source of this 1472-nucleotide messenger RNA. RefSeq names its product homeobox protein Mohawk. The record is from RefSeq and is a predicted model, not a curated record. NCBI's taxonomy places the organism in Eukaryota, Metazoa, Chordata, Actinopteri, Pleuronectiformes, Pleuronectidae. Gene Ontology annotation, biological process: regulation of transcription by RNA polymerase II; muscle organ development; cell development. Gene Ontology annotation, cellular component: nucleus. The coding region runs from base 187 to 1380 and encodes 397 amino acids. Gene Ontology annotation, molecular function: RNA polymerase II cis-regulatory region sequence-specific DNA binding; DNA-binding transcription factor activity, RNA polymerase II-specific. The transcript is spliced from 6 exons.